UGUGAAUUUGAUUUGAUUUUGUAAAUGAAAAAAUUGGUAAAAUCUGUGUGUCAGUUUGUAAAUCCAUUUUUGUAGUGCGUCUAAUCAAAAAGAAAAAGUAGUUUUAGUUUACUUGUGAUACAGAUUUACAGCUUUUCACUGGAUCAGAACAGCCUCAUGAUUAUACAACAUGGACGAGCCCUCCACAAGCGGAUCACCUCCAUCCACCAGCGUCGUAGUCCCCGAGUCUCCGGGGAGCCCCAACUUAUUAGAUCCACCCUCCCCGGACAGUCCAGGCCUGGGCUCCCCUCUACGACUUGAUACCAACCCGGAAAUCUUCGAGCAACCGGAAGAUGAGUACAGUAACAUAGGAACAGAUUCAGGCCCAAUAAAUUUCAGCGAAAGCAGCCGAAGUAACUGGAGGAGGCUGGAUGACGAAAACUCCAACUCAGCUUUACCACACAGUUCCACCAACGAAGACAGCAAUAGCACAGCCAUACAGUCUAUGAAUGAGGAGUCUAACAGCAUGCUGUCUAUACCUGAAGCGCAGGUCAGGAAAAGUGACGACCACUCCGACGAACCCCCCAGCAAAGUUAGGAAGAUUUCGUCGCCGAAAACGGACGACAUGGACGGAGAAACGUGCCCCAUUUGCUUAGAUUCGUGGGGCAAUUCUGGGGAUCAUAGAUUGGUUGCGUUAAAAUGCGGUCAUCUGUUCGGUUCGCAGUGCGUCGAGCGUUGGUUGAAAGCGCAAAUAUCUAAAGACAGAUCGUGUCCUACCUGCAAAAGUAAGGCCCAUUUGAAAGAUCUAAGGCACAUCUAUGCUAGACGCUUGGUGGCUGCAGACACGUCGCAAGUAACGACGCUGCAGAAUCAAAUUCAUACGCUUCAAGCAGAGAAGAGCCGAGCGGAAUUGGAUCUCCAAAAGUCGAGGAUAGCCCACCGAGCCUGCCUCUUACAACUCGAAGUGCUUAGGAGCACUUUGAUGAAGUGCCAAGUGGCGAAAGAACCGCCCGUUCGCAGAUCCUUCAGGUUCGCUUUGGAGAAAAACUUGGAGAUAUCCAGAGAAGGCGGCUGUCGGGUGAUGACGUACAACUGUCGCUCGUACGAACUAUACGUCUCUCAGAAAAGCACAAAUACUUUAUUCCCAGGCUUUGGGAUAAGAAAAGUCAGCUGCGUCGACUACAAAUUGGGGCAAUUCGUGCAUUUGCACCCAAAACCUAUCAGGGACAUAACGUAUUCUCAACGCAGAGACCUUCUUUUGAGCGUUGGCUUAGACAGCACUGCCAGAAUCAUGGAAAGAGGCAAUGCCUGCAUGACAGUCAACGCUGGCUUCCCAUUAUGGUCUUGUUCAUGGGACUACAUGAGAACCAACGAGUUUUACGUCGGCGGAGUGGGCGGGGUUAUCCACCAAUACGACGUGAGGAACUCGAGUACUUAUAUGCAGAGAUUAUCAGAUCCCAGUGAUAUUUCCCCUGUUGUAUCCUUGUGUUCUACUGAACAUGGGUUGUUGUCCUGUCAGUUGAACUCUUGCUGGCUGUGGACGUCGAAUAUGAGGCAGUGGGAACCCCGCACUAUACCCAUUGAUGGUCCUUUUAUGUCCUUGUGCUACGACAAUGAAUCCCACAGAGCGCUAAUUUCUUGCAGAUCAGGAUUGGCGACUUCUGAUCGCUCCAGGCUUACGCUAUGCAAACUGAGAAGUAGUGUGCCUAGCGGAGAGGUGUUGUUCGAUGUGGAGCAUACUUUAAACGGCUCUGCGAAGUCUUCCAUUAUGUCUCGAGCCGCUUGGGUGAAAACUACGGGUGCGUCGUGGGUGGCUGCCCAUUCUGAGAGCGACUCGAUGUUGUACCUUCACGGUUUGGACGGAGCUAGGAGUAUAUCACUGUUAGCAGCGGAACCAGCUCUUGAUGUGUGUUCGGCACAAAUAAAUGGUGACACGAUUGUAGCCUCGCUGUCUGAAUCCAGACUUAGGUUGUACAAAUCUGUGGCAAUGAACUCAUGAUAUUAACUUGAACUUAGUGCUGUGAUUAUGUGAAUCGGUGCAGUGAACUGAAAUUGAUACUUCUGUUGUUUUGAAGCAUGCUAUUGAUGAACAGUUUAGUUUUAUAGUACCCAUGGACCUCCUAAUCUAGAGAGGACUUUUAAUUUACGAUAUCCCAAAGUGGCUA
Molecule: messenger RNA, 2144 nt
Organism: Ostrinia nubilalis (European corn borer)
Lineage: Eukaryota; Metazoa; Arthropoda; Insecta; Lepidoptera; Crambidae
Product: E3 ubiquitin-protein ligase RFWD3-like
Exons: 2
Coding region: 170-1978 (602 amino acids)
Biological process (GO): protein ubiquitination; interstrand cross-link repair
Cellular component (GO): nucleus
Molecular function (GO): protein binding; ubiquitin-protein transferase activity
Source: RefSeq, a predicted model, not a curated record